UCCUGUCACGUGACGUGCAAACAUGGCGGCGCCCAGGGAAGCGCAGGAUUCGUGAAACUCCGAGCUUCUUCUCACCGACUCCAACGCGGGGGAAUCGUAUCUGGUUCACCCUACGUGUACCGGAGACAAGGGGGCCAGCAUGUCGCCGUCGGAGGAGGACAACGCUUUAGUGAACUCGCCCGCGGAAAAAGAAAAAACCUUUUCGAAACAAGACAUCGUGAAGCUCCUGGCCGAUCGGUUUGCUCGCCUUCCUGAGAAUGAACGCAAGCUGUUUUCAUACGGAUCGGUCUACCUCGGGAUCAACGGAGCGUUUGCCGGGCUCAUCGCGAACAGCUUGUUUAGACGAAUUCUGAACAUCUCUCAGGCUCGCUUUACAUCCAGUCUUCCGAUGGCCAUCCUUCCCUUCUUGACUACCGUGGUCACCUACAACAGCACCGUAUCCCAGCCUCUCCUUCACGGUGAUCUGAACUGUUCAGUCUGCACCAUGAUUCGGGGAGGAUUAGUUGGAUCCAUUGCUGGCGGCUUUUAUCCAAUUCUCUUAGCUUUGCCCAUCAACGGAGGACUGGCCGCCCGCUACCAGACAGCGCCUCUGCCGGAGAAAGGGAAUAUCGUGCGCUUCUGGACUACAGUCACACAGCCGGUCGUUAAGAAAAUGGCCUUCGCCCUCAUCCUUCAAGCAAUGUUUGGGGUUUAUAUCAGCUCUCGGCAUUUCGUACUGUAUGAAAAAAUGCUUCAGCUGCCUUCGGAUACGGCGGAUAGCGAACUGUCCCAAUAAAUUUUAUUGGAAUGCA
Messenger RNA from Spea bombifrons (plains spadefoot toad), 791 nucleotides. RefSeq names its product transmembrane protein 126A-like. The record is from RefSeq and is a predicted model, not a curated record. The coding region runs from base 140 to 775 and encodes 211 amino acids. NCBI's taxonomy places the organism in Eukaryota, Metazoa, Chordata, Amphibia, Anura, Pelobatidae. Gene Ontology annotation, cellular component: mitochondrion. The transcript is spliced from 5 exons. Gene Ontology annotation, biological process: mitochondrial respiratory chain complex I assembly.